Molecule: messenger RNA, 1082 nt
Organism: Ceratitis capitata (Mediterranean fruit fly)
Lineage: Eukaryota; Metazoa; Arthropoda; Insecta; Diptera; Tephritidae
Gene: nero
Product: deoxyhypusine hydroxylase
Exons: 1
Coding region: 105-1007 (300 amino acids)
Biological process (GO): peptidyl-hypusine biosynthetic process
Molecular function (GO): deoxyhypusine monooxygenase activity
Source: RefSeq, a predicted model, not a curated record
AACAAACACUAUUUUGACAAUUGCGAAGUAUAAAACGAAAACACCCAACACGUUGUUGGACUCCAUUUAUUUCAGAUAAUUUGUAAAUUUUGUUUGCUAUAAAAAUGGUUACUCAGGAACAAGUUAAAUCCAUAGGUGCAGUGCUAAAUAACAAAGAGCGCCCACUAAAGGAGCGUUUUCGUGCUUUAUUUACAUUGAAAAAUCUCGGAGGUGCUGAUGCUAUUGAAGAAAUUAGCCGGGGAUUUACAGAUGACUCAGCCUUGCUAAAGCAUGAAUUAGCAUACUGUCUAGGACAGAUGCAGGACAAAAAGGCUAUUAAGAUAUUAACAAAUGUACUUGCUGAUGCUGGACAAGAACCAAUGGUGCGACAUGAAGCUGGUGAAGCACUUGGUGCAAUUGGUGACCCUGAAGUCAUACCAAUACUGGAGAAGUUCAAAGGAGAUUCUGUUAUUGAGGUUGCAGAGACAUGUACAAUUGCCUUAGAACGUGUACAUUGGCUGCAGAGUGGGCAAAAAGUAGAUGAUAACAAUCCCUAUGCAUCUGUUGAUCCGUCUCCUCCAGCGCCGGGCAACAAGAACGUUGACGACUUAAAAGCAAUAUAUUUAGAUGUUAAUCAAAGUCUGUUUGAACGAUAUCGUGCCAUGUUUAGCCUACGUAAUUUGCGAACCACUGAAAGUAUUUUGGCUAUCGCAGAAGGUUUGAAAGAUCCUUCAGCAUUAUUCCGACACGAAGUUGCUUUUGUCUUAGGACAAAUACAAGAACCAUGCAGUAUUCCUUAUUUAAGGCACAACUUAGAGGAUGGAAACGAAAAUGAGAUGGUUCGUCAUGAGUGUGCGGAAGCAUUGGGAGCGAUUGCUACGGAAGAAUGUAUAAAUAUACUCGGUCGCUAUGCGGACGAUGAAAAACGUGUUGUAAAAGAAAGUUGCGAGAUAGCGUUGGAUAUGUGCGAGUAUGAAAACAGCCCCGAAUUCCAAUACGCCGAUAGCUUAAAUAAACUGAGUACAUAAUAUCCCAAUUACAUGUACAUACAUACAUACAUAUAUAUAUAUAUAGAUAUAUAUAUAUAUAUAUAUGUUUAUUAG